Molecule: messenger RNA, 1029 nt
Organism: Drosophila albomicans
Lineage: Eukaryota; Metazoa; Arthropoda; Insecta; Diptera; Drosophilidae
Exons: 1
Coding region: 1-1029 (342 amino acids)
Source: RefSeq, a predicted model, not a curated record
AUGAAGUCUCCACUAUCCUUCGCUCAUCUGCUGCUCGUCGGCAGCCUGCUUGUCAGCCUAACGCUCGCUGAACGGCCAUCGCAUGUGCUCAAGGUGCGUCGCAGUGGCUACAUCAAUGAGCCCUCUGCUGCCCUGGCACGCUCCAAUGAUGCUGCUGCCGCUGCCGCCUUCGAGUUGGCCGGAGAUCAGGAUAAACUGAGCGUGGUGCCAGCUGGUGCUUCAGCCGCUGCUGCUGCAGGUGCAGCUGGUUCAGUGGGCGCUGCCAACGGUGGCAACAACAAGAAAGAUGCAUCCAGUGGCCGUCUCUUUCUGAAGAAGUUCCUCAUGUUCAAGAACAUGUUCGGCAGCAGCAGUCAACCGGUGAUCCCCAUCAUUAUCACAAAUCCUGGCACAUCCUCCGCCACGCCCACAUCACCCACCGUCACAGUGACCUCAACUGGCACGUUACCUUCGGCAACGGGCACAAUCACAGCCACACCCUCAUCCCCGACGAGCACUACACCCACCAGUCCCACCUCCACAUCGACCGCUCGUCAGUAUGGCGCUGAUGAUCAGGACGAUGAGCUGGCCAACGAUGAUGGCGCUGACGAUGGCAGCGAUGGCGCCGCUGCUGGUGGCAUUGCGAUGGCUGCCAACGCUGAGCUCCUCGAUGAGCAGGCCAUGCAGGCGGCUUUGGCGGCCGGUGCCCAGGAGUACGAGGUGUUCACCAACGGCGAUCAGGCGGACGAGAGCAAGGCCAGCCAGAGCAAUCGCAUCAAUUUGCGUCGCAAGGGCGGACGUCGCGGUCAGGGACAGAUGCUCAGUGUGCGCAUUCCGCCACGCUAUCGUCGCUACUUCAAGAACGGCCAGAAGGUGAUGCUCAACACAAAGAGCCGACCCAACAAGCGUCGUGUGGUGAGGAAGCGUGUCCAGAACAAGAACAAGCGCAUCAACAAUCGUCGUCGCGGUGGCAAGAACAAGAACAAGAAGGGCAAAGGCAAGGGCAAGAACAAGAACAAGAACAAGCGUACACGCAUUCCAGUUGCCUAA